AUGCCGCUACAGGAAGACACCCUCCUAGAAGUGUGGACAUCAGACAGCAGCCAUGAGGAGGAAGAAUCAAGCUCCAAGGUCCAGCAGCAGCUCAAACAGCCACCUGCCAGGAGACAGAAGCUGAGGAAGAAAAGGCCAGAGACCCCCGAGUCCCCCUGCCCCUCGAGAUCCAAGACCAGGAAACCUGGAGGCAGGCCGGGGCGGCGUCCUCCUCGGGAGGAACUGACCCCGGAGCCGCCACCAAAUAUCUAUGCCAAGUUCAUCAGGGACCCUGAGGCCAAGAAGCGGGAUCCCCGGGAAACCUUCCUGGUUACCCGUACCCCAGAUGGGGAAGACGAGAAGGAGAAAGAAGAGGAGGAGGAGGAGGAGGAUGAAGAGGACAAUGAGGAAAGGAAAGAGCAAGUCUCUAUACCACCCCAGAAAUCCUCUAAGGCCAGGGCUCCUGUGGAUGCAAAAGACAAACGACCCCAAAGGCAGAGGGGGGACCUGGGGAGCCCAGUCCCCCCACGGAAGCCUCUCCGUGUGAAGAAGAAGGAGGCGCCCGCAGAGGAAGGGACCAGGCUGAGACGGCUCAAGAAGAAGGGUUCCGGAGAAGCUGAGGAGGGCCCCUUGGUAAGCCCCCCCACAGAGAAGAAGAUUCCUACCUCCUUGUUUCUUGUUGGGGGAGACAACACAGUCCCUGAGAAAGCUUUGAAGAAGAAAGGCACUCCCAAAGGCUCGAAAGCAGAGAAGACGGAGGACGAGGAUGAGGAUGAAAAGGGAGAGGUAGCAUCCUUGGGGACCAAGAACAGCAACCAGAAGGGCCACACAAAAGGAAGAGGCAAAAAGAAAGCGAAGGAGGAGAGAGCCCCGUCCCCCCCAGUGGAAGUGGAUGAGCCCCGGGAGUUCGUGUUGCGACCUGCCCCACAGGACCGAACUGUGCGCUGCCGGCUGACCCGGGACAAGAAGGGCAUGGACCGAGGGCUGUACCCCACCUACUUCCUGCACCUGGACUCGGAGAAGAAGGUGUUCCUCUUGGCCAGCAGGAAACGUAAACGGAGCAAGACAGCAAAUUAUCUCAUCUCCAGGGAUCCCACCAACCUGUCCCGCAGUGGGGAUGACUUCGUGGGCAAGUUGAGGUCCAACCUCCUGGGAAACCGAUUCACGGUCUUUGACAACGGGCAGAACCCGCACCGCAGGGCCAGCAGCGCUGAUGUGGGCAGCUUGCGGCAGGAGCUGGCCGCCGUGAUCUAUGAAACCAACGUACUAGGCUUCCGGGGUCCCCGGCGCAUGACCAUCAUCAUCCCUGGCAUGAACACAGACAAUGAGAGGGUCCCCAUCCGACCCCGAAAUGCUAGCGACGGGCUACUGGUUCGCUGGCAGAACAAGGCCCUGGAGAGCCUCAUCGAGCUGCACAACAAACCGCCCGUCUGGAACGAAGACAGUGGCUCCUACACCCUCAACUUCCAAGGCCGCGUUACUCAGGCCUCGGUCAAGAACUUCCAGAUCAUCCAUGCAGACAACCCGGACUACAUCGUGCUGCAGUUUGGCCGCGUGGCCGAGGACGCCUUCACGCUGGACUACCGCUACCCGCUGUGCGCGCUGCAGGCCUUCGCCAUCGCCCUGUCCAGCUUCGACGGGAAACUGGCCUGCGAGUGA
Molecule: messenger RNA, 1638 nt
Organism: Suncus etruscus (white-toothed pygmy shrew)
Lineage: Eukaryota; Metazoa; Chordata; Mammalia; Eulipotyphla; Soricidae
Gene: TULP1
Product: TUB like protein 1
Exons: 15
Coding region: 1-1638 (545 amino acids)
Biological process (GO): protein localization to cilium
Cellular component (GO): cilium
Molecular function (GO): actin filament binding
Source: RefSeq, a predicted model, not a curated record